Molecule: messenger RNA, 1113 nt
Organism: Panthera uncia (snow leopard)
Lineage: Eukaryota; Metazoa; Chordata; Mammalia; Carnivora; Felidae
Gene: OARD1
Product: O-acyl-ADP-ribose deacylase 1
Exons: 5
Coding region: 403-834 (143 amino acids)
Biological process (GO): peptidyl-glutamate ADP-deribosylation
Source: RefSeq, a predicted model, not a curated record
UUUCCUGAUUCGACACCAUCUCCAGCAGAAGGAAUACGCAGGCGCUUUCUGGACGCGCCAGAUCCUUGAACUCAAACACCGCCCUAAACAUAGUACUACGCAGGCGCUAACUAUCUUCUUUGCCAACUGCCCACCCCCUUCUCUGCGGUGGCUGGAGACACACCCCUGGGGUUAAGGCGCAAGCGCCGUUCUUCCCCACUUGCGGCGGGCUAUCUCGUUACGCAUGCCCGGGCGGCGGCGGGACUUUCCACGGAUUUUACCGCCGGAAGUUCGGCGGCCAUUACCAAAGAGUGCGAGUUCGGCUGGCUUGCUAGAGAGGCUUGUUUCCGCCCCGCUCCCGGGUGGUGGGCGGCCAUUUUAGCUGAAGAAACACCUAAGUUCUGGAAAUAGCGACUCAGUAUCAUGGCCGGCAGCCCUAAUGAAGAUCCAGAAGGAAGCAGAAUCACUUAUGUGAAAGGAGACCUUUUUGCAUGCCCCAAAACAGACUCUUUAGCCCACUGUAUCAGUGAGGAUUGUCGAAUGGGUGCUGGGAUAGCUGUCCUCUUCAAGAAGAAAUUUGGAGGGGUGCAGGAGCUGUUAAAUCAACAAAAGAAAUCUGGAGAAGUGGCUGUUCUGAAGAGAGAUGGGCGAUAUAUAUAUUACUUGAUUACAAAGAAAAGGGCUUCACAUAAGCCAACUUAUGAAAACUUACAGAAGAGUUUAGAGGCCAUGAAGUCCCACUGUCUGAAGAAUGGAGUCACCGACCUUUCUAUGCCCAGGCAAGGAAAUCCAGGGCCCCGAAUGAAUACUUGUAAUCGAGUGGUGACAUUUGCUGUCUUACCGGGAGACAAAUGACUUGAAAGCCUAACUCAAAAUACAGGCUUAAAAGUGGACAAAUUUAAAAGCUUUUUAACAUCACCAGUGAACCAGUUGUCAGACCUCAGGCCACGUUUUACCCAUUUCUUAGCCUGUGUUGAAUGAAUCAGAAUAAUUAAAACACACAGCCUGCUUAGUCGGGAGGACAUGUUGUUGAGUCCUCUCUGUUGAGUCUGGACAUCUUCUAUCUAAGGCUGAGACUCUGUUCUUGAAGGAGUAAAAGCUUAAGAGCCAAAUCUGAGCAAUUGUGAUUUUCUU